Molecule: messenger RNA, 2839 nt
Organism: Lactuca saligna
Lineage: Eukaryota; Viridiplantae; Streptophyta; Magnoliopsida; Asterales; Asteraceae
Source: the annotation of a GenBank genome assembly
ACCAAUCCCAAACACCCCUGGCAAUGAAAAUUGUUCCUGACUACUGAGUUCCUCCGACGCCGACUAGUCAACCUCCAGCCACACCAACGGCGGCGAUUCCUCUUCCACACUGAUGCCGGCGCUUCACCUCCGGCCACAGGGUUCGAUUUUUCAAGUUUUAUCUUCGAUUCCGACUUGAUUAGGUUUAUUGAAUACACAAUUUUUGGACUUUCGUUUCAAUCUAAACGAAUACGAGUUUCUGAUGAUAACGGAUUUCUGAAUACAAAAUUCUAAUCGGAAAAUCAAACAGGGGGUGUUUUAAAUUUAGUUUGGUUCAUGUUUUGUUGAAAAGGCUCCACAGCUGAGGAUUUGGAUUAGUAGUGGAAUCACUCCAGAGUCUAUUAUGGUGCCUUUGUUUUAGUCAGGCUCUUGAUAUCAAAAGAAGAAGAAGAUGGAAUCACAUGUCACUAUUUGUCCUUUGUUUCUGGAAAUUUAUAUGGAUUUUGAACUUUUUUAGAUAAACAAUCUACUGGCUGUAACUUGUAUGAGUGAUAACAGAAGAAGAAGAUGAAAUUUAGCUAGCAUUCAGAGUUAGAAUAACAGAAACAGCAGCAUAAUCAAUAUUUCAUAUUGUCAAUGGAAAGUUUAAGCAAGAUUGUUGAAAGCUUAUAUAACUGUGCUUCUUCAGAACUCAUUGCAAAUUAUGCAUAAUUGUGAUUAUGCGUGUUGUAUGUGUUUAUGUAAUGUGAUAGAAUGGUGGUUAUACUGUAAUAAGACAAUGCAUCCAUUGAGAUGAAAUUCUUGUAACUUGUAUGUGUAUAUUGUAUACUGUAUAGGCAUUUACACAUCAUUACAAAUGGAGUUUCCAAGAUCCAAUAAUCUUCAAGUAGUUUCUGUGGAGAAUGAUGAUGAUGAUCCAGAAAUUUUGGUUUCCAAAUUCGAUUCUUCAGUUGAAAAUCACUUUCAAGCCAUGGAUAAAAUUGCUAAUCUCUCUGGAGAAUCAGAGUUCCAGUAUCCACAAAUUCAACGCUUCUCUUCUUCCAUUACUUUCUUAAGAGAAUGGAGGAAUUUUUGCUAUCAACCUCGAGCUAUUAAGUUUGCUUGUGAAAGCCAUGAGAAAAACAUCACACCUCAAAUCAACUUGCCUCAGUUUUCUUCAGCACUUGUUCCUAAAGACACUUCAGAUGGAAACAAAGAUUUUGUGAUGUAUGUUGGAGGCCAUGUUUGGGCUUUAGAUUGGUGUCCCAUACUUCAUCAAAAUUCCAACACUGACAUUAACGUAGAGUUUAUUGCUGUUGCUGCUCAUCCACCAGAGUCUUCAUAUCAUAAAAUUGGUGCUCCACUUACUGGAAGAGGUCUCAUUCAGAUAUGGUGUUUGUUGAAUGCGUAUACAAAAGAACAAGAUAUGAUUCCUUUGGUCAAAGUCAAACCAAAAAGGAUUGAAGAAACAAAUCUUGAAACCAAUCAACCAAAGAAGCCAAGAGGGAGACCAAGAAAGAAAGCUUCUGAUUCUGAAACUGUUCCUGUUUCUAAUACAAACUCAUAUCCACAGCCUCUUGCUAUUGAAUUCCCUCAACACUCAAAAAAGUUGGUUGAUAUUGACAAAAAUACCCCUGAAACUUCCCCUCAACAGCCACCAAAGUUGCUUGCUAUUGAGAAUCAUCAUCAUCAUCAUACCCCUGGAAGUGUUCCAAAUAGUAACUCGGUUUCUAAAGAUAUUGCUUUGCCUAGACUUGUGAUGGGAUUGGCUCACAAUGGAAAAGUGGCAUGGGAUGUGAAAUGGAGACCUGAUUCUCAUGAUAUUUCUAGUUACAGAAUGGGGUACCUUGCUGUUUUGCUUGGGAAUGGAGCUCUUGAAGUGUGGGAGGUACCUGUUCUUAGUGCAACUAAGGCUUUAUUUUCUUCUUGUCAAAAGGAAGGCACUGAUCCUCGCUUCCUUAAGUUGAAGCCAGUUUUCAUGUGUUCAAAGUUGAAGUGUGGAGAUAGACAAAGUAUUCCCUUAACAUUGGAGUGGUCAACAUCUGCCCCUCAUGAUCUCAUUCUAGCUGGUUGUCAUGAUGGAGUGGUUGCCUUAUGGAAGUUCUCUACUAAUGAUUCAUCCAUAGAUACCAAACCAUUGCUUUGCUUCAGUGCAGAUACUGUUCCUAUAAGAGCACUUAAAUGGGCACCACUACCCAGUGAUCCCGAGAGUGCAAACAUAAUCGCUACUUCCGGUCAUAAAGGUGUUAGAUUUUGGGACAUUCGUGAUCCAUAUCACCCUCUUUGGGAUAUACCUCUUCAGAAGAUUACAUACAGUUUGGAUUGGCAUCCAGACCCAAGAUGUGUUGUUUUAUCAUCGGAUGAUGGAGAAAUAAAGAUAAUUAACUUAUCAAAAGCUGUAUCUGACACCCCUGUUACUGCUACACCCACUGUAAAAACUCAACACCAUGGAUCACACAGCUAUUACUGUUCAUCAUCUUCAAUUUGGUGUGUUCAUGUCUCAAGACUAACAGACAUGGUUGCAUAUUGCUGUUCAGAUGGCAAAGUUAUUCAUUUUCAGCUUACAACAAAAUCAGUGGAGAGAGACCCUAACAGAAACCGAGAGCCUCAUUAUCUCUGUGGUUCUGUAACCAAGGAAGAAGAAAAGUCAACACUCACUGUGUUGACCCCUUCACCAAACAUCCCAUUCCCAAUGAAGAAAUCAUCAAGCGAAUGGGGGGAUACACCGAGAUCAAAACGUGGGUUUGUAUCAAUAAUGAAUCAAGAAAAGAGAGCCAAAGAGUAUAUCUCAAAGGAAAAUCCAAAAAACAAAAACAAAAGUAGCCAAGCUUUAGUAUGCAUUGAUGACGUGGCCAACAAUAUGGAACAUGAACAAAGGUAG